This is a messenger RNA of Rotaria socialis, 1677 nucleotides long. Lineage: Eukaryota; Metazoa; Rotifera; Eurotatoria; Philodinida; Philodinidae. The record is from the annotation of a GenBank genome assembly.
AUGCACGAUAAAAGUACUGUUUAUCUCCACGAUCGUUUUCUUCUACGACGUACACCAAUACAAUUAGAUCAACGGUCUCUAUGUCCACCGUGGAGACAUACGCAAAUUCCCGUUGAACUCUUUGAUCUAAUGACUGCUCCACCAUCAAUGUCUAUUCGUCUCUAUCGUCUUCAUUAUGAAAUUUUACAAUUUUAUCAAUUCAUGAUUCCAACAGAAGAAGAGCAUGCUGUAAGGCAACAAGUAGUCAAUCGUAUAAAGAGUGUAAUUAAUCAAUAUCUACCAACAGCUUCUGUUGAUGUUUAUGGAAGUUAUAAAACUGGAUUAUAUUUACCAAUGAGUGAUAUUGAUUUAAUCGUUCAUUCAAAAGAUGGACGUCAAUGGACACCAGAGGAAUUAGAAGCUUUAAUGUUAGUUUUACGAGAAGCCUUUUGUCGUCAUCGUAUUUGUACACAAGAAGGAAUACAAUUAUUAAAUGGUGCAACUGUACCAAUUAUUAAAUUAACUGACCGUAAAACUGACGUCAAAGUAGACAUGAGUUUUAAUAUGAACAAUGGUCUACGAAGUGCACAACUUGUACUUCGUUACAUGGAAGACUAUCCAUAUAUGAAAUAUCUUGUAUAUGUCUUAAAACAGUAUCUACUCCAGCUUAAUCUCAAUGAAGUAUGGACUGGUGGUAUCAGUAGUUAUUCACUUAUUCUUAUGUUAGUCUGCUUCUUCCAGACUUACUAUAAAAAAGAUCAGCAAUCAUUAUGGUCACCAUUUUUAUCUUCAUCAAUUUUAUCUGGUUUAUCAACAUCUUCAACAGUUACAAUAAAAACUACGUCGACAUCACCAUCAUCAUCUAUUAAAACAAAUAGUACAACUGGCACUACAGAUGAUUGUUCAUCAUCAACAUCUUAUCCAUCGUCAUCUGCUGCUUCGUGCAUAUCUUCUGAUGAUAAUAAUAGUUGUAGUAAUAAUAAUAAUAAUAGUGAUAUUGAUGAUGAUCAUUUUACUAAUAUCAAUAAUGAUAAUACUCAAACGACAAAUAAUAAAAUUGAACAUAUUAAUCUUGGACAUAUGCUGAUUAGUUUUCUUGAGUUAUAUGGUGUUUAUUUUAAUUAUGCUAAGUUAGGUAUACGUGUACAGACACCACAUGAGCCCGAUCGUCCAGCUGGUUUUAUUGAUAAAGAAGAAUUAUUUAAAAAUUUCUGUUGUGGACAUCGAACAAUAACUAACUUAUGUAUAGUCGAUCCAUUCAAUGAUAAAAAUGAUAUAAGCAAAGCUUCUUGGUUAACGCCAAAAAUGAAUUCAGCAUUUCGUGAAGCAUAUGACAAACUAUUGCAAAGUGUUUCAGAUCAAAAUACAACAUUAAAGAAUGCACCUUCUAUUCUUUCAAAAAUCAUCGCUGUCAGCGAAAGUACAUUAUUAUAUCGUAAACGAAUACGUACAAUCUAUCGUGAUUAUCAGAAUGAACAACGAACAGUCAAAUAUAUACAAUAUGGCAGAUUGAAUUAUGCUGUAACAGAUAAACAAUUGAUACAAUAUUCUAAUGAGAAUUCACUUAAGUAUCCAUAUCAUAUAUGUUAUCAACAACAAUUCUUAUCAUCACAUAAUUUAUUUAAUCGACCAUCAACACAGCGCAGCAAUCAGUCGAAAACUAACACUGAUGAUGAACAUCACAAUGCUCAAGAGUAA